Synchiropus splendidus (mandarinfish) is the source of this 690-nucleotide messenger RNA. RefSeq names its product selenoprotein H (gene selenoh). Gene Ontology annotation, cellular component: Golgi apparatus. The transcript is spliced from 5 exons. NCBI's taxonomy places the organism in Eukaryota, Metazoa, Chordata, Actinopteri, Syngnathiformes, Callionymidae. The record is from RefSeq and is a predicted model, not a curated record.
UAACAAAAAUGGCGUCCAAAGCAGGUCGCAGGGGGACAAAGCGCAAAGCAGAAUCUGAAGAAAAACCUGCUGUGAAAGAGAAAAAGGAGAAUGAAGGAGCGAGUGAGGCUGGAGAGAAGGGUCGACGUGUUGUCAUCGAACACUGCAAGAGCUGACGAGUGUAUGGGCGUCAUGCUGAGGAGGUGAAGUCAUCCCUCCUUGCUGCUCGCCCUGAACUCGCUGUGAUCCUCAACCCUGAAAAGCCCAGAAGAAACAGCUUUGAGGUCACUCUCAUGGAUGAAGGCAAAGAAACAUCACUUUGGAGUGGAAUUAAAAAGGGGCCACCUCGUAAGCUGAAGUUUCCAGAGCCUAAAGUGGUUGUUGAUGCUCUGCAAGAAGCACUGAAGACAGAGUGAAGUUCCAAAUGAGUUAGUGUUUCAAAAAUGUGGAUUGUGGAAGCCCAAUGACGAGGAGUGACUAAACUGAAGUUUCACUGUCUCUUCUCUGAUGAUCCAAGCGCCUGCUUCUCUCAUUUUUGCCUACACUGACACUCAGUGGAGCGACUCUGCACCUGCAUGUUGUUUUAAUGUUGACUGUUCUGUAAUGUUUGUUUGUUGUUUGUUGUGUUUUUACACCUCUGCCACUAGUUUUGCUUUGCCAAUAAAUUCCACUGUUGUUUUGGUAGUAUCUGCAAUAUAAAUGAAGCUUGUG